AUGCCCCAAGCGACGAAUGGGUCAGUAACCUCUACACAUUGGAAACCAGAUGUCCGACCCAUUCAGAAUGCUCCAGCAGGCUUAGCGAGAGUUGCAAGUGCGAUUGAGAGUGAGCCGAAUUUCCGGAUCUUCAGGAGAUUUGGAUUUCUAAGGAUCCGCCUUCUGAUGUAUCAUCAAGAUGUUAUACGGCAGCUCGAAGCCGAAUUAGACGACAUGGACAGAAGUGACGCUUGUGAUGCAAACACUGUCCAUUUAAUGAAUGAUCGAGUUUUGGACGAUGCCCGUGCAGAUUCGCCUCGAAAGAAGUUGUUUGGAUGUCCCGAUAGAUCCGUGCUGACACCUAUAAUGGAUGCCCUUUUGAGUGCCACCAGCGACGUCUACAAGCUGCCAGAAGCUCAGCCAGUACAUCUCCAGACGGUGUUCAACUUUUUCCAGGAUGACGGUAUGGUCUUGGGAAAAGACAAGAAUUACAUAUUGCAAUGGGAUGAUCUGAUCUGCCUCGAUGACAAUUCCGAGUUUAGCUGGGUCAAUAUUGUAAUCGAGGCGCUGCUUCACGCCUGUGGGAAGAAGGUCAGGAGUUGCUUUCGAACUAAAAAGCAAACAGACAAACUGGAAGGCUGCGCCUUGGGAAUCGAUCUUUUUGAAAAGAGAAGAUAUGAACCAGUGGUGAAUUUCCUCUUCACGGCUAUCCUGGUAUUCCUGAUGACAGGUCCACUCCUUGUUCUAUAUGCCGUCCGAGGUUUGAAUGGCUAUGUGCAGAUCGUGAUGGCCAUGGCCUGUACGAUGUUCGUUGCAUUGCUCUGUGCGACGGCGACUAGGGCCAAAAAACAUGAGAUCUUUGGCAUCACCGCAGCAUAUUGUGCAGUUCUAGUUGUGUUUGUGAGCCAGAACAAUGCAACCAAUGGCGGAGACGAAUAA
Messenger RNA from Exophiala mesophila, 918 nucleotides. RefSeq lists its product as uncharacterized. The transcript is spliced from 5 exons. Bases 1 to 918 code for a protein of 305 amino acids. Lineage: Eukaryota; Fungi; Ascomycota; Eurotiomycetes; Chaetothyriales; Herpotrichiellaceae. The record is from RefSeq and is a predicted model, not a curated record.